Cylicocyclus nassatus is the source of this 2276-nucleotide messenger RNA. The record is from the annotation of a GenBank genome assembly. NCBI's taxonomy places the organism in Eukaryota, Metazoa, Nematoda, Chromadorea, Rhabditida, Strongylidae.
GUUAGCAAUGGUCAGUCCAGUCACGGAGAAUCCGAUUCGUGCGAAUACUUGUAUAGAACCGUUGAAAUUUACGGACUCACACCUAAAAGUUGGGCACAACUCUGACUUUUUUGGAAAUUUGAUGAGAGCAGUGGUUGGACACUUGGAACCCGAAGCGAGACAAGAGUUCAUCACAAUCAUUACAACUCAUUCUGAUGAAAACAUUCCUAAUAGCAUGUGGACUAAUACCGUAUUUCUAAUUAUCUUUUUCGCCUUUCUAGCUAUUGCCUUUGUUUUGCUGGCAACACUACUAUAUAGGCUAGUGACGAAGUGGACCAAAUUUCGAAGGAGAAUGAAACACAAACCGCGUACUCUACUGGGAAGUGGCUUCGUGCUUAUACUUGGUGUAGUAUCUUCUAGCUGCCUAAUCGCUGUAAUAUCGAGAUGGUCUUCAAAUUUCAAAGAUGCCGAAGAAUUUCGGAGCUACAUGAUGUCCACUGCAGCCAACGAUUCCUACUUUGUUGCGUACUCGAAAGCAAUGUUAUGUAGUGCAUCUAAUGCAAAUGAAACAGCUCUAUCCUCGUUCAAAGCGCAGUAUGGCUCUUUGCUUACUGAAUUAAACAAGUACACAACAGCCGUUGGGGCAGUUAAAGUGUCAAGAAAAUAUCUUGAACAGUUUAUGAAAUCCACAGAAGAAUGUAAUGGGACAGAACUGGAAGACCUGAGAAAAUAUGUGAAAAGCCAACGUAAGAGCAAGCAUGAGUCAUUUCUCACUGUUGCUGUAGAAGCAAUGAAUCAAGUGCAUAACUUUCGCAAGGCCAUUUUUUCAAUGUUCAGUACAUAUGAAAGCAUUGCAAAACAGGUCAUCAAACAAAUAGGAAGGCGAACAAUCAAUCUUGAAGAGAAGAUAGCAGAUUUUGUUGUCACAAAUGAGUCUACGUUCAGCUGGCAGUUCGUUAUAAGGCUCCAUCUAAUAUUACCUAUUGCACUAAUCAUUGUAUGCGCGAGCGGUGCGCUAUGUCUACUAUUUUACUCGAUCAGUACAUUUUUCGAAAAUCAGUCAACUUCUGAUAGCUUUAAUUCGCAAACAAGGAUUUAUGAAAAAGGCGCUCGAUUAUUGAAUUGCUGCGGUUUCUUCGCAAUGGUUAUUUCAAUAAUGUUCUUUGUGUCAACAGCCCUACUCUUCUAUGUUGGCUACUCGUCAGGAUUAAUUUGUAAUGCAUUUGCCGAUUACGACUUCGGAGACUAUCAAAAUUCUUCCGUCAGUUUCGCAAUUGCGCAAAAGAAGUUUGCGAUCAAGCUCAAGUACAUGUAUGAAAGGUGUCGUGGACGUUUUCCUUUUUACGAAGCUAUGUCAUUACGUCCUGCGUUAUCGCAUGCUUUGACUAUCGAGGAUUCGUCUUCACACAUUCCGGAUCUUAAUCGAAAGUUAGACUCAGUGCUUGCUGAGGACUUGGCCAAAGUGUUUGGCGACCAUUUCUCACAAUUGAUGAAGGCGUUGCAGCUCAAAAGCAAGUUAAACACUAAUGAAAUAUCGUGCGUGAAAGAUCCACAGUCUUUCAAUGAUUCAUUGGCACAAAUCAAGGAGUAUGCACAGAUAAUUGGCAAAGCGUCUGCAGAAACUAAUGCAGAUUCGAGCGCAAAAUAUUUGGAAAAACUUGUGAAAGGUAUACGCUCCUGUAGAGACCUACCAGAAUUUCGUAGAAUUUUCUUAAACGAUGUUGAUAACUCGUUACGCAAUUACUCUAUUCAAUGUGGUAAUUUGGCAUCGGCAGUAGAUGUCGUUAAAUCUUUUUGUCUACAUGUACCAGUGCAUUAUCAAGGGAUAUGGGUUGUGUUUGGGAUGACAGCUAUUGUUUCUAUUCAUGUCGUAACCGCUAUGUUCAAAGUGUCGGACUUUUUAAUGCCUACAGAAAAAAUCAGAAUAAGCGGCACGGUUGUUACUUCAAGACUUGCAGCGACAGGAUCAAAAAGAAAGCCAAGUGCUGAACCCUUUUUGAAAAGUGCUAGGGCCGAUCUGAGUAGGAGUCAAUUAGCAGCUUUUCUCACAGGGGAAAGCCCAGGAAAAGCAAAAGCGUCACCCCACAAUAACAACAUCGCACCUGGAAAUGCUCACGCUCCAUCUGAUGAUGCUGGGCAGAUGUACGGAGAAGACAAACUCAACGAUUGAAAGGCGCAGUUUUGAAGCACUUGAGAAAAUAAAACAAAAAGACGAUAUUUUUAUUCAUCAGCAAUUAGUCCAAACACAUAACAAUCUUAAAUGUGUUGUAUUUUCGAGCACAUAAAGUUCCCUAUGU